Messenger RNA from Nerophis ophidion (straightnose pipefish), 2525 nucleotides. RefSeq names its product transcriptional adaptor 3 (NGG1 homolog, yeast)-like (gene tada3l). Gene Ontology annotation, cellular component: SAGA complex. Gene Ontology annotation, molecular function: transcription coactivator activity. The record is from RefSeq and is a predicted model, not a curated record. Bases 10 to 1440 code for a protein of 476 amino acids. Gene Ontology annotation, biological process: regulation of transcription by RNA polymerase II. The transcript is spliced from 9 exons. Lineage: Eukaryota; Metazoa; Chordata; Actinopteri; Syngnathiformes; Syngnathidae.
UGUGGUAAAAUGUCGCCUCUUACCGGAGACCAGCUGAGCUUGCGCCGUCCAUGCUGCUGCCGUCGACUUCCCAUAGAGACUGGCGUCAAGACACCCGUGGACACACCCCUCCGACUAUCAGUCAGGCGUCAGGUACCCGGCAUCAUGAGCGAGCUGAAGGACUGCCCCCCUCUCAAGUACUAUGACUUCAAGCCGGUGGAGCACGUCAAGGUGUGUCCCCGUUACACUGCUGUGUUGGGACGCUCAGAGGACGAUGGGAUUGGCAUCGAGGAACUGGACACUUUGCAGCUGGAGCUGGAGACGCUCUUGUCCUCAGCCAACCGCCGCCUACGAGCUCUGGAGGAGCAGAGACAGAUCCUCACCGACUGGCAGGACAAGAAGGGAGACAAGCGCUUUCUGAAGCAGGGGAAAGACCCGGACCCUGCUGCGCCGUCUCGCCACAAACCAAAGAAGCAGAAAAUAGAGGGCAAGAGUAGUCAUGUACCAGGACCUGGUCCCGGCAGACCAAAAUCCAAAAACCUACAACCAAAAGUCCAAGAAUAUGAAUUUACAGAAGAAGCUCAGGACAUUCCCCGCACUCCUAAAAAUGACGCCCCGAACAGAUUUUGGGCAUCUGUUGAGCCAUAUUGUGCUGACAUCACAAACGAAGAGAUUCGUCUGCUAGAGGAGCUUCUAAAACCGCCAGACGAUGAAGCGGAGUACUUUAAAAUUCCAGCAUUAGGCAAACACUACUCACAGCGGUGGGCUCAGGAGGAUUUGCUAGAGGAGCAGAGAGAAGGAGCUCGAGCCAAUGACAAGAAGAAGAGUCUUUUGGGAGGUCCGCUGUCUGAACUUGAUGCAAAAGAUGUGGACUCGUUGCUGAAAAAGUCUGAGUCCCAACAUGAGUCUCCAGAAGACGGCUGUCCCUUUGGUCCACUCACUCAACGUCUGCUGCAGGCUCUAGUGGAGGAGAACAUUAUAUCCCCCAUGGAGGAUUCUCCUAUACCAGACAAUUCCGGAAAGGAUGCAAACGAUGGAGCUGGGACCUCUCCUCGAAGUCAAGGAAAAGCUUUUAGCGCACCUCACACACGUUCCCUGGAAGCUCGGAUCAAAGAUGAACUGAUUGCCCAGGGACUCCUGGACUCCGAGGAGCGACCUGGACCAGGAGGAGACUGCGAAGACGAGGUCCUGGUGGAGCUCCAGAAAAGACAGGCGGAGCUCAAAGCCCUCAUUGCUCACAACAGAGCUCGCAAGCAGGAGCUGCUAAGGCUGGCGAAAGAGGAGAUGCACAAGCAGGAGCUGAGGCAGAGAGUCCGGGUGUCCGACAACGAGGUCAUGGAGGGUUUUCGGCGAAUCAUGGCAGCCAGACAGAAGAAGCGUACUCCAACCAAGAAAGAGAAGGACCAAGCUUGGAAAGCUCUGAAGGAGCGUGAAAGCAUACUCAAGUUACUGGAUGGAUGAAGGAAAGAGGAAAAAACGAGCAGAAGAAUGUUUUCCACUACAGUCACACACACUGCUGCAUCCCAAACUUCUAGAGAUAAAGAUAGAAGUACCUGCAGACAGCUUUGAAGCAUUUCUCUGGUACUUUUUUAUUCAACGGUUCAAUUCAUCAUUAGGGGUCGAUAUCAGGAAUUAUGAUAUCACACCGAUACUUUGGAAACAUAAAAAAUAGCACCGCUAAAGUCAGUCGAGAUUACCCAUAUUCUGUUUUACAGUAUAUGGGUUGGGAUGAACAAAUCAAUUGCUUCCAUCUCGUUGGAGGUCCUAACUUCACGUACACAACGAUGGUUUUGACAUAGCAAACCUUACGAGUUACUCCAAAACAACCCCAGCAUUCAUGACUCAAAAUCCCAAGAAGACGCUUCUACUGGCAAAAAAAUCUGCCCAAAGUCGGCCGUAAAGAAAAACCAUUGGUCGUUCUCAUUUCUGUGGCAAACAUCCCGCCAGAGACGACUACUAGGGGCAAAGAAAUCUGCAGUUUCCUGGAAAUAAAAUGACGGCACUGGACGGAGCCAGCAAACGGUUUAGCCUGGAGUGGUCAUUGAGAAAGAAGCCACUCUCAUCCAUCACCGAAGACACUGGACCUCUCGGCAGGACACAUUUUGGAUUCACGAUUUGUACUUGUUAACUCACUUUUUUCUCAGAUCUAUGUUAAUAUUUGCCAGCAAAGUAGGGCGUGAUCGCCACACUCCUGCUGAUAGAUCAGGACAUAUGAUUCAUUACUAAUUUAUGGAUGUGAUGUUAGCUCUACCUCAUAGUGAUGUCAUUUUUGCUUAGAACAAAUUUACAGGCACAGUUUGUCAAAUCCAUCUUUUAGUCUUUCAAAUCUACAAGAGUGCAUAAACUAGUCAACUCUACAUUUAAAAAGUAACAGCUAUAAAUAGGUUUUCUGUAUCGACCUUGGGGAAAAAAAGUGCAUUUGUAUUCAUCAUCCAUCAGUUUGUUUUUUUUGUUCAGUACAUUUUUAUGUUUACUGUUGUAAUGUAUUGUAUAAAAACAGUGUUUGUACGAAUAACUACCAAUUAAAGGCUGUUGUUGUAUAUGUA